CAGUCCCAGCGCGUCUGCGCUGUUCAGGCCGCCGUCCCCUCACCAUGACCGGCAUGCACCGACAACUCGGACAAAUCCAUCUUGCACUUGCAUCCCAACCACCACCAGCUCGCCCGUCAUAGCCAUGGACGCGCCGGGAGGUGCGACGAGCCCGCUGGACUGGGCCAACGUGGGCCUCGCCUUCUCCUUCAUCGUCUUCGACGCAGUCGUCUCGCUCGCUCUGGGACUGGGCGUGGGCAGUGGGCUUGUGACGGCUGCGCUGCGGUGUAUUGUGCAGCUGAGCGUCGUUGCUCUGGUCCUUCAGAGAGUGUUUGAGACAAAUAAUGUGUGGGCGGUGGCGGCUAUAGCAUUCUUGUUGAACUUGAUGGGCACCAUCGAGACCGUGGUAAAUAAAUCGAAGAAGCGAUAUGCAUUCAUGUUCCCUUCCGUGCUUGUGGGCAUGCUUGGCUCCACAAUACCAGUCUCAAUCAUUGGCAUCCGCUUUGCCAUGGCAGUGGAUCCGUUCUGGACGCCGGAACAAUAUAUCCCUGUCGUGGGCAUGCUCUGUGGCAGCACAAUUUCUGGAAUUGUUGUCUCUGUCUCUUACGUGUUGAAAGAGUUGCAUGAUAACAGCGACAAGGUUCAAAUGUACCUCGCGUUCGGCGCAUCCAGGUUCGAGGCGUGCAAGCCCAUCGCGAAGGAGGCCUUGCGGCUUGCCCUUACUCCCAACAUCAACCAAAUGAGCGUGCUCGGCAUCAUCGCCAUCCCCGGAAUGAUGACCGGUGCGAUUCUGGGCGGGUCCUCCGUCCAGCAAGCCGCGCGGCUACAAAUGGUGAUCAUGUUCAUGAUCUCGUCUUGCACCGCGCUGUCGUCGAUCGUCACCACGAUCCUCGCGCUCAGCGUCAUCGUCGACAACGAGCACCGCGUGCGCACGGACCGCAUCGACGUGCGCCCGCACGCCGUCUGGCGCGCGCGCAAUUACGUCGUCGGCAAGGUCGUGGAGAGCGCGAAGGACACGGGGAGCAGGGUGUGGAAGAAGACGAGGCCGGUCUUGACGAGGGCGGAUAGCAGCUAUAGGAGUGUGAGGAGCUAUCAGGAGCCGGAUAGCCCGUUGGUGGAGAGGGGGGAGCGGUCGGAUAGGCAGAGACUGCUUCCUGGAGGAACCCAAUAGGGGGCGAUGUUGGAUGAUACCCUGAUCAUUCAUGCAAAUUGUAAUUGGAAGUCGAGUUCUCCGUACAGUUGAGGAAUAUUGUAGCGCUGUUGUUUUGUCUCUGCUGGUACGCGAUGUCAAUUGGAAUGACACUGUUGUAACGCUCA
Molecule: messenger RNA, 1296 nt
Organism: Fomitopsis serialis
Lineage: Eukaryota; Fungi; Basidiomycota; Agaricomycetes; Polyporales; Fomitopsidaceae
Product: UPF0014-domain-containing protein
Exons: 7
Coding region: 125-1150 (341 amino acids)
Source: RefSeq, a predicted model, not a curated record